Messenger RNA from Cooperia oncophora, 1035 nucleotides. NCBI's taxonomy places the organism in Eukaryota, Metazoa, Nematoda, Chromadorea, Rhabditida, Trichostrongylidae. The record is from the annotation of a GenBank genome assembly.
GAAGAAGAAACACCUUCCGUGCAGCAGAGGACAUCAAUCCAAACAGCUGCUAGCCAGAGUGUGCAAGGAAAAACUACAGAAGAAGGUUCGCGACGUGUGUCAAGGGCAGCAAAACGUGCUCAGGUAAAAGUAUUUGUGGAAGAGACCUUCAAAAAAGGUGUAAAAGGAUUAAUAGCGGAGUUUAAAUCAAUGAAACGGGUUAACGAUUUCACAAAGAUGACUGAGUUUGUUGCACAAAAUGCUGAAGGGAGGAAUCGAUACAAGGAUGUCGGCUGCCUUGACAACGAUCGCGUUAUUAUACGAAUAGGCCCUGUUUCAUAUAUUCACGCAAACUACGUUUCAUCACCGACAAAUCCAAAACGUUUCAUAUGUACUCAGGCUCCGCUACCAAAAACAUGUCCGGAUUUCUGGUACAUGGUAGUACAAGAGAAGUCUGUAGCCAUUCUUAUGUUAUGUAAUUUUAUAGAACAGAACGCAAAAAAAUGCGCCGAAUAUUUUCCAACCGAAGAGGACAGGCCAGUCAGUUUCGAAGGUGGUGUGACGGUUUCGUUGAAGAAACAGGAGCCGCUUCCGUUCCCAUUCGAAACUCGAAUCCAUAUACUUGUACGGAGCUUGGAAGUGAGUGUACCGGGCCAACCCCUCCACUUAUGUCAACACUAUCACUGGCAGGAUUGGCCGGAUCGUGGGGUGCCAGACGCAGAUCUGGCACCGAUUGUGCUGCUAUCAAGACUUAAAGAUAACACUGCUCCAAUUAUCGUUCAUUGCUCAGCUGGAAUUGGUCGUACUGGCUCUAUAGUGUUAAUUCAACACGCCAUGGAACUGUUGCAUUUACCAGCACCGUUACUUGAGAUCUCCACCUAUCUUGUAGAACUUCGUAAGCAACGAAACAACAGUAUACAGACUGAACACCAGUACCUGUAUAUACACCAAGUCUUGUUGCUUUAUUUAAAGAAGACCAAGUAUCUAGAUGAAAGCGUGACACCAUAUUUGGAGGCGUUCACACGGGAUUACAUCAAUGCCACAAAAGGUUUCUGA